UACCGUAAACAGAGGGUGGGAGCAAUGAUGGCGGCGUGUAUAGUGUUAAAUAACAUUGCCGUUUCUGGACCUUAGAAGUGAUAAGGCAAGUUUGGUAGCCCAGCAUGAGGGCAGUCAGGCAUUAUUGCGUCUGCUGCCGCGUCUCUAGAGAGAAAAAAGCUGGAAUUGAAUUAUUAUGUGGGCUACGAGCAGUGUAGGAUCUGAUGGCGGCAGCGAAGCUUGGAUAUCCCAACAAAAAGUGUUCAACAAAAGUAACUCAGGAGGCAGUACAGAGGCAGGCAAUGGAGCAUAUGGCAGUGAAUCAGAAGACCCGAUUGUCCGGGCUCUUGAAACCUGCCGUACCAAUCAUCAGUUCAUUGCAUCUCAGGCAGAACAUUUGCAGCGCCUGAGGAGCCAAUGUGCUACCUCAGCUCCUAUAACUCGUCAGGAGAUUAGAGCUCUAGAGGUGAAGUUGGUGCGGUUGUUUGGCCAGCAGUUGGCAUGCAAGCGUCGGCUGCUUGUACAUCAGAUCCCGGAUGAGCUCAAUGCAUUUCCAUGUCUAAAGCAAUGGCUCUCUGUUGUGGGACUGACACCAGAGGCUGUUCAGGCUGUGUGUCAUGGAAUUUCAACAUUGGAAGAGCUCUUGGCUUUGGGGGAAACUGGGAUAGCAACGUUGUUGGGUCCUGUCAUGGGUGCUUCUGGCCAGACAAACAAACUGCAGCGUGCACUACACAACCUGCGCCGAUAUACAGCAAGUCUGAUGAACAACAGCAGUGGCAGCAACAGUUCUGAGUCAGAUGUGCCCCUGUACUGGGACUCGUGGGAUCAUCACCAGCAGCGGGGUUCAUGCCCCUCCUCCCCACGCACCCUGCACCGUAGCACUCCCCACACACCGCACCGGGAAGCGCGGUCUUCUGUAUCAUCUUCAGAUGGCGAUACCUCGGACAUGGGGAGCUCAGCGAGUGGCUACUGUGGAGGAGGCGGCGGCUCGAGUUUCUCCUCUUCUUCAGGUACUGUCAACCACCAUCACCACGGAGGAGCCUACCAUCACCACCGCCAUCAUCGGAGCAGUGAUGAAUCAUCAACUCCUUCAUCACCACCAGUCACAGGACUCUCUCACCACCACUCGAGUAGCACUAACCCCAACAAUGCGUCGCCUAACAUUCCUCCUCCAAGUCCUCUCCACCCUCCUUCCACUCCUUCCUUGACGCUCCAACUGCCGCCGUCUUCAACUCCUCACGAUCUGCGCUACACGCCUCCAACAACCCCGCCCGUCAUUAAAACUCCUAAGCCACCUGAUAAAAAAGUGUCAACACCUCCUCCUAACAAGAAAUACUUGUUGAUCAAUCCUCCAUCGUCUACGUCUGGUUCGAUUGGUCGGUCUACGUCUCACGAGAGUCAACUGACCACACGCGAAGGCUCGGACUCAGGCAUAUCCUACAACACUAAUUACUCCACGGCCUCAAACACUCUCUCCAGUGUGUCUUCGAACGCUCACAAUGCCAAUGACCUGCACAUGAUCUCGCCUAAGACUUCUGCUGUGGCGUAUCACAUGCGGCAUCAGUCAGAGUCAUCAGGCGAGGUGCCGCUGCACCCAGCAUUGGCUGCGGCGGUGGAGAGGACCUUCAACUCCUCCGCUUCAGUGGCGUCCCCCACCCGCCAGCACUACACUCACCAGCAUCCUUACCAUCACCAAUACUCAGACGAUGACAACUGCAACAAAAACGCAUCAGUGCCCCGGUCACCGCGCACGCCUCCUCUGCAAGGCUCGAUGGUGCACAACGUUCAGCAUCGCUUCACUAAGAGCAUCAACAUCAAGCCUGCCACCUGCGGCUAUUGUCAUCAAAAGUUUCCCAUUCUAGGAGGUCUGCGAUGCAAAGAAUGCAACUUCAAGUGUCACCGCGAGUGCGAGUCCAGCGUCCCUCCUUCAUGUGGCCUGCCGCAUGAAUACCUAAAGAUUUUCACUGAGUCCGUGAACAGCCACCUGCAGAACAGCAGCCGCGCUGGGGGACUUAGCGGCGUCUCUCCUUCGCACCAACCUUCAGACAACCUCAGAACUCCUCCUCUGUUGCCGCCCCAUCAUCACACUCAACACCAGCACCACUCAUGCCAGGGUGUAGAGAGCUCAUCAAACACUUCGAGCUGCAACUCCUCGACACCAAGCAGUCCUGCUUUGCUGCCGCCAGUUAGCCCCGCUGUCCCGAGUGGCAGUGGCAAGCUUCACCGGCCUCCUCAACAACACACGCCGCUCUCCUCCGUCACCACUCACGAAGCGUUCCACUAUCCAGACGUGACAAAGCAACAUCGAAUGCCGGAGUCGUGGGUAAACUUUCCCCAUCGUGGACCUUCUGCAACAGCUUCUGCCGCCUCCACCAUCCAUUCUCUCACUAGUACAACUUCCUCCACUCUUUCUGCCACGUCCUCCACCCGCAGCGAACUUAUUGAUUCUGAUCGCACUACAGUUUCUACUAACUCGGGGUCUGGUUCAACUGACGACUCUGAGCGUACCGUAGCAGAGCGAGUUGACUCGCAAGACUCGACCAUCUCUGACGGCUUGAUAGACAGCGUCGGAGGUGUGGGCAGCGUUGGCGAUGGCGGGAGUGUCGGCGGAGGCGCGGGCGGCAGUUACGGCAGUGGCAGCAUUUCUGGCAUUAUGAGUAACGAGGGAUGUAGCCGUCAGAACAGCGUAUCUCAAGGACUACGAGAGUGGCACAUUCCUUACGACGAACUGGACAAGGGGCAAGUCAUUGGACACGGUCGUUUUGGCACGGUCUAUUCCGGCAACUGGCACGGUCAGGUAGCGAUCAAAGAGCUUCACAUGGAGCAUGGUAAUGAUCAGUGCACUCUCGAGGCCUUCAAGAGAGAAGUCUCGACUUUCCGGAAAACGCGUCACCAGAACCUCGUGCUCUUCAUGGGUGCUUGCAUGAAGCUGCCUCGACUAGCGAUCAUCACUAGUUUGUGCAAAGGCAGCACACUUUAUAAACAUAUCCACAUUCUCAAAGAUAAGUUCACUUUAAGCGUAACUAUCAACAUCGCUCAGCAAGUAGCCCAAGGUAUGGGUUACUUGCACGCCAAAGGCAUCGUUCACAAAGAUUUAAAAACCAAGAACAUUUUUUACGAGAAUGGAAAAGUAGUUAUUACAGACUUUGGUCUAGUGAACUUGACACGGCUGUGCCGAAAUGCACGUGUUGGUAGUUGGCUUAGCAUCCCUGCUGGGUGGCUGUGUUACUUGUCGCCCGAGCUCAUGAGGUCGCUGCAGGCAUCCUCCCCCCAACCUGCUGCUCUGCCUCACACCACGUGGACUGACGUCUACGCUUAUGGCACCGUGUGGUUUGAGCUGCUCUGCAAUGAAUGGCCUCACAAAGGCUUACCUCCAGAGGCCAUCAUAUGGCAAGUGGGCCGUGGUAUCAAACCUUCUCUGGCUCAUCUUCAGGCCUCCCGUGACGUUAAGGACAUCCUAAUGGAGUGUUGGGCCUACAAGCCAGAAGAUCGACCCGACUUUGCUUCGCUUCAGAAGUUACUUGAUAAAUUACCCAAAAAGAAGCUCGCACGGUCGCCGUCCCAUCCUAUUCACCUUUCUCGCUCGGCUGAGUGCGUAUUUUAAUCGCAUUAUCACCCAAGCUUUACAAUGCACGGAUCACAAUUCUGAACAUACCAUGUAUGUACUAAGUUAAUGACUUGGUCAAUAUGAAAGCAAAUUGAUCUACCAGUAUAUAUUUGUUCUUCGUGCGGUCAAUUCUUGAAUUUUACUGGAAGAUGCCCUCUGCUGGGGCUUGGCUGCCAAAACUUGGCUGGGUGCCCAAAUUUUUUGGAUGGCAUAUUCCAAUUACCAUUUUUUUCAUUUGCCAAACUGCCAAUUACACUGAAGACUAAUGCCACGGUUGAUCAUGCAUCAUGUUCAAUUUCGGAAAUCGUGAUCUUGAACAACACUUUAUAACAUGUGAGAGUUUGCACAAUUAAUAUCGGGUUUUGAUUCAAUACGUUAGGCAUAGCCACCCAAUUCUUUACUUUGCUGGUUCUGCACUGAAAUUCAAGCGGAAGUAAUGAGUAGAGUAUAAUCAGUAUAUAGUUUAAUGGUAAGAUCUCUUUUUCUUAAGAAAUCUUUUUUCGUGAUUGUUCGUGGUCGUCGUCACCAAAUUAUUUUUUAAUGGAGAGUUUUGUGCCCUUAGUUGUACAUAUCUCCUACUAUGGAUAAUGAAGAGUGAAGCUUUUGUCGGUCUUGUCAAGAAGCAAAUUUUUGUGCCUAAAACUUUUAAAUUGCGUGCGCCACGAGCAACGGUCUUUUCUUGCUAUAGUUCAUCCUCACUUAUUCGAAUAAUAAGAAAGAAAGAACUUCUUUUGCAAAGAAGAACUUCUGCUCGUCUCUUGAUGCUGCAUGAAAUAUUCCAUUGUCGUGAAUAGAUGUAUCUUUGUAUUUGUUCAUCUGUUAUCUUUGAAAACUCGUAAAUUCGGUUUCACCAAGUUUCAAUGCAUAUCUCUCUUUCUUGUGUAUUGGAAUUGAUCUUCAAUGAGGCUUUCUGGAGCCUAAAUUACUAGCCAUAACCACAGCGUGUCAUUCGUUUGCAUUGUCUAAGGCCCUCGACAGAAUUGCUUAGUUUCGAGUUGCAAGAAUUGAACAAUUAGUGGAGUUGUAAUCAAUAGCAAAUAAUCUAAUACGUGUCUACGUCACAUCAUCUGGACUUGUGUUAUUUAUUUUCAAAUAUCACAGUCCCGACUUUUUCUUAAUAAUUUUUGUGGACUAGUUUAAUUUUUGACGGAAAGAAUGCAUUUUAUCCCAAGGCUCACGCUGUGAGCAUAAUAGUCCGUGCUGCAAGUCUAGUCAUUUCUUGGGUUAACUAGUGAUCAUAGUUAACUUAGGUUAACUAGUGAUCUUAGUCUUAUUAAGUAACUAGAGCAAGAGUAGAGGGUUUCUGUGUGUGCUUAGGGCAAGUGAGUGGUGCUAUUUCUAUCAUCAAAACCUACCUGCAUUGCUUCAACUUCGUUCGUGUAAAAAUGAGUCUUGAAGUUUAACCAAAAUUGAUUCCUCGAUAUUUGCUCUCUUCUAGCUUUGAUUCUGGUGGCCAAGUCUUGAAAACCGUCAGUCAAAGUCGUGAAAAUUGAUGCCUUGAAAUCAGAUAUCUUCUCAUUUUUGCCGACGAUCGACUUGUGGGAUGUUAGACACUCCACUUAAAAUACUGUGAGGGAAAAGGCAUGUUAGAAUAUCACAUCUCCGUCUGUCCGAUAUUGCAUAGGCUAAUUUUUCCCAAGGUUGUGUCGCAAUUAGAAUGCUGGUCAUGAAUCUAUUUAGUCUUGAAAGUGCAAAGAGGGGCUAAUUUAAAUCCGUAUAUUUUAAAUUCAUGCUGCUUCUUCUUGACGAAAAGUGUAAGCAGAGUUCAAAGUGCUAAAACCAUUGGCGUUGUGUUACGUUAUUUUUUUUUUUUUUUUUGUUUGGUUCAACGGAUAAAAUUACUGUGAUCGUUUCUGCGUCCAUGUUUUCUUCGGUGCGUGUUCUUCGACUUGAACCUGAAUACUUUAGUGUAUCCUUACAUUCCAAUCACAGCUCUAGCGCAACUCAAGACGUAGAAUAAUUUUAUUUUAUUUGUGAGUUGAUAUUCAAGUUACUUGCUCUAAAAUCGAAUCAUAAACCUGGCACACAUGCGUGUUGUCAAUUUUAUUCCUCUUUCUCAAGGCCUCCCACUUUUUUGGUAGAACAUUUCUAAUUCUAACUAGUUAUCUGUUGUUGUGCUUAGCUCAGUUCCAUUCUCUUUGAGCAAAGAUGGUGUAGAAGGGAACAAGUAUUUGUGCGUCACCGUAUAUGUAGCGACAGACUCCCAUAGUUGUCACUUCUUUGUAGUGGACUUAGAACCUUGCUAGACUCCCUGCCCUCUCUAGCCCGAGUAUUUAUGACCCAUGUAGUCGCUAUCUUGACCUGGCAUUCAUGCUUUCUUUACUUGUACGUGCAUGACCAUGUCUUCCCCUCCCUUCAAACUAUGACCCAUAGGUAUGUGUAUUUUUGUCACCGUAUAUUAGCGACGAUUGCGUCUUGUUAUUCAGGUAUGUUUUGCGUCAUAGUAUCGAGGGAUUCUCUCACCAUCCUAAUUCCCUUGGACUGUAUUGCUGCAUUUAAAUUCUUCCGUGGUCUCCAUGUAUUUGACCCAAACAAUAACUUUACAAUUUGUGCAAUGAUGGAAUAGUGAACGAUUUUCAGCUGUUCAUGUAGGUCUCAAAAACGAGACUUGUGCGUUCUUCUGAAUUGUGAAAAAUUGCCGCGCGACGCUCAUUGUGAAAAAAAAAUCUGUGCAACCCAAAGAAAAUAUGUGAACAUGAAAAUUCCGGCACGUUGUACCAAAGUAUUUCUAAUGUGAACUGUCUAGUUAUUCGUGACAAUUGCAUCGUAUUUCAUCUGCGCCAGCUAACAACAAACUCUGUCAUGAGGACAAUAUCAAGGUGGUUCUGCACUGGAUGUUCGUUCAAUUGUUCAUGCCUCUAUUUCGUCAGUGUAUCAAAUCGGACCACAGGCGAGCAUUGUGAACAUUAUUUAUUGCUGGUGUUCUGUGAGCCCAUAAUCGAGAAUCCGAAAGUGUAUGAAAUAAAGUGCACUCUAUUGACACUCUAAUUUAAGCAUUAUCGCACUAUCUGUAAUACUUCAUUGUUAGUUCAGCAGGAGCUAGGAGUCGAGGAUGUGGUUGUUGGGAUGACUGCGGCGACGAAUUUCCAUUCCCUCGGCGUCUUCACUUGCCAGUGUUGUGAUAGCCGAAUUUCCUUCUUGAACGAUAUUGCUUCAAUUUUGAACUAUAUCGCUUCAAUUUUGAACGAUAUCGCUUCAAUAUUGAACGAUAUUGCGUCAAUAUUGAACGAUAUUGCGUCUAUGUUGAACAAUAUUGCGUCUAUGCUAACUCGUCUAUGUUGAACGAUAUUGCGUCAAUAUUGAACGAUAUUGCGUCAAUAAUCGUUUUGCCAUGACUUGAAAAUUGAAUGUGUUGGGUGUGGCCCGUCGAAGACGCGAGAUGUGCUUCACUUCAGGCAGUACCUCCCCCGCUCCCUGGGUGGACCACGAGCGUCAAAAAUUCUUGUUAAAAUUCCAAAUGGGAAUCUUAGCCUGUUAUCCAUUCAUAUUUUUGGUCACCGAAUUCACUGGGAUAUGCUUGCGAUUGUAUAUUCAUGAUGAAUAGUGUGUCUCGUCAUCUAAUGUCAGUCAAAGCUCGGUUUUAUGUUUAGUUCUUAUCGGUAUACCGUUUAUAUGAGUAGGCUAGAGUGACAUGCGGUCACUUGAGUGUUUACUCGUUUGAAUAUUUGUGGGAAGUCAUUUUUUUAAUGCCAUACGAGUGGACUGAAGUCUGGACGCUGUGAGCGGAGCGAUCUCCCCUGUUGCUCCGCGCACGUCGCCACCGGACCAGUUGAGAACGUCGAAUGUAUUCCAUGGGAGACUAAAUUGUAAUUCUUCACGUUUGGUCCGUGUGCCUGCUCUUCAUGAUGACGUUAUGGCUGAUUUCAUGUUAUAUUAUAGCAUCAAUUAACAGUAAGGAUGCGGAGAGUUGGACGUGUGAGCAGUUUAUAGUGUAGCCGCUUACCUCAGCUCGUGAGGAUACAAAGGUUUGAGGAGGUCGUAUGUGAGAGGCUCGAGUGCAGGGCUCCCGCCUCCCUCCCCAGCUGGCGCGCGCUCUCUACUCUCACGCCCUCGCUGCGACAAAUGCUUUAGGUCGCUCAUCCAAAUUACGUCCAACCUAUUUAAUUUAUCGUGCGACAUACCAUACUGUACCAGACGACCUGGUAUUCUUCAAGAAGAUGAACGUUUCAUCAUAUGUUUUGGUGCUCGGUGGCUGAAUAGUUUCACUUAUACGUUAUUGAAAAUAAUUGAAUGCUUAGGUACUUGCAAAAUGGAUGACGGACAACAAGCGUCCGGACCGUAAUAUUAAUGCAUGAACUAAACUCUCCAAAAUAAAUGAUGUUUAAAUUGAGGCGUGCAAGUCUUGUUCCGUAUUCAAAGAAAAAAAAUGCUACCAAUAAGUUCUGUUCAUAUUCAUUUACAUAAUAUGUCUGGUUUCUCUAUCAUUGAUAUGCCUGGAGCGACUGCAUCUCCUCAGACCUCGCCUCUUCUCGAAGCCACUGCUCCCGCAGAGCACCUUGCACUGCGUUGUAGUCUUACCAUAGUUUUUCUCUGUCGAGUUUUAACUGAUGAUAUAUAUAACUGAUACAUAUAAUACGCAUAAAUAUAAGUAAUUUAUUUGUGAAUAUCGAAAAUGUGAACCAGAUAUAGUAUCGUAUGUAUAUAAUGUGAUGCAUUAAUAACGAAUAAAGUCUUUCUAGGUGAGAA
This is a messenger RNA of Hyalella azteca, 8272 nucleotides long. It is a transcript of the gene ksr, whose product is annotated as kinase suppressor of Ras 2. Gene Ontology annotation, biological process: protein phosphorylation. The transcript has 13 exons. The record is from RefSeq and is a predicted model, not a curated record. Gene Ontology annotation, molecular function: protein kinase activity; ATP binding. Lineage: Eukaryota; Metazoa; Arthropoda; Malacostraca; Amphipoda; Hyalellidae. The coding region runs from base 176 to 3583 and encodes 1135 amino acids.